GAACCUGUGGACUGUAGUGCUUACUCGCUGUGUCGGUCGCAGUCUCAGAGAUUCAGUCAGCCGGCUGCCGUUGUCCAAGGCACACACAUACGAGGCCUCGUUGCUGUAGCCACCUCCUCCUCCUCCCUCGACAAGUGGAUAUUCACACCGGAACACAAUGCCGGAAGCAUACGUAACCCUAGCGACCAACAAUGGCUAUGCUGCGGGCGCCUUGGUGCUGGCCCAUUCCCUGCGCUCUUGCGGCACCACCAAGGACCUGUGUAUCAUUAUCACGCCGGCUGUCUCACCCGACAUAAAGUCCCUGCUGGAGCAAGUGUUUAAUGCCGUAGUCACAGUCGAUGUCCUGGAUUCAGGAGACUCCGCCCACUUGGCUCUGAUGAAGCGACCAGAGUUGGGCGUCACCUUCACAAAGUUCCACUGCUGGACCCUCACCCAAUACACAAAAUGCGUAUUUCUCGAUGCUGAUAUGUUGGCUGUACAGAAUCCAGAUGAGCUCUUUUCCCAUCCAGAGCUGACAGCAGUUUGCGACAUUGGUUGGCCAGACUGCUUCAACUCCGGAAUGUUCGUGUUCGUUCCCUCCCAGGACACAUACGCCAAGUUGCUUCACAUGUCAGAAACCACUGGAAGCUUUGAUGGUGGUGAUCAGGGCAUUCUUAACACAUUCUUCCCCAACUGGAACCGUGUGUCUUUCGUAUUCAACAUGGUUGCCUCUGCUACAUACACCUACUUGCCAGCCUACAAACAAUUUGGAGGGAAUGCAAGGCUGGUCCACUUCCUCGGUGCUACAAAGCCAUGGCACUACCGCUUCGACUCCACAAGCGGCACCGUCCAGACUGGUCCAGGUUACCAACACCUUACUCCUUACCUCAAUUCUUGGUGGGCCAUUUACACACGCCUUGUCAAACCCAAUGUUCCUGAAAUGGUAGGUGCCAGUGCUUGAAUUGUGCUUUCUCGUGCUAGUGGUUGAU
Molecule: messenger RNA, 968 nt
Organism: Penaeus indicus
Lineage: Eukaryota; Metazoa; Arthropoda; Malacostraca; Decapoda; Penaeidae
Gene: Gyg
Product: glycogenin-1-like
Exons: 5
Coding region: 158-940 (260 amino acids)
Cellular component (GO): cytoplasm
Molecular function (GO): glycosyltransferase activity
Source: RefSeq, a predicted model, not a curated record